AUGGGACUCUUGGCUGAAGACAUGGUGUUCCACUCCAGCAUACCCGUGCCUCUGGAUAUAACUGUGGCUGUAGUCUACUCAAUUUUCGGAGUAUGCUCACUAUUUGGAAAUAGCACACUGCUUUAUAUCUCCUACAAGAAAAAGCACCUGCUGAAGCCUGCGGAGUACUUCAUCGUCAAUCUGGCUGUUAGUGACCUGGGUCUCACGUUGUCCCUUUAUCCCAUGGCCAUAACCUCAAGUUUCUACCACAGGUGGCUGUAUGGGAAAACUUUGUGCUCCUUAUACGCAUUCUGUGGCAUACUGUUUGGCCUCUGCAGUCUGACCACUCUAACCCUGCUAAGCAUGGUGUGCUUUGUGAAAGUGUGCUGUCCGCUUUAUGGAAACAGGUUCAAGCCUUUUCACGGCCAGCUGCUCAUAGCCUGUGCCUGGAUCUAUGCGUUGCUGUUUGCCUGCUCUCCACUGGUCCACUGGGGAGAGUACGGACCAGAGCCUUAUGGAACCGCCUGCUGCAUCGACUGGCGUUUGUCCAAUAAGCUCAGCACGGCCCGCUCGUACACUGUGGCGCUCUUUGUUUUCUGCUACAUCCUCCCAUGCUGCGUAAUUGUUGCGUCCUACACGAGCAUCUUGGUGACUGUGCAGGUGUCCAGGAAGACCAUGGAGCAGCAUGCACCAAGGCAGACGAACAUGAGCAGCAUCCAGACGAUUAUUAUCAAGCUAAGCGUUGCUGUCUGCAUUGGAUUCUUUACAGCAUGGAGUCCAUACGCCAUAGUUUCAAUGUGGGCCGCCUUUGGAGAAAUCGAAAGCAUUCCCCCUCUUGCGUUUGCAAUGCCAGCUAUGUUUGCAAAGUCGUCGACUAUCUACAACCCGAUGAUCUACCUAAUGCUGAGGCCUAAUUUUCGACAAAUCAUGUGCAGGGACCUGGGAAUGCUAUUCCAGAGAUGUCUGAAGGGAUGUCUCGUGUUUAAGGGCCAAGCGAAGUGCUGCCCGAAACCAAACGUCAUGUUCAGACGUCGCACAGCUCACAGACAGACCAACCAGCCGCCCUUAUCCAUCUCCUCUACUCAACCGCCUAUAGUGACUAUGAGGGAUGUCAGGUGUCAGAGGUGCAUGGACAAUUUUGAAUGCUUCAGACAUUACCCUCAAAUGUGUGGGAUUGCUAAUCCAGCCGCCAACACGGACUCUUCAAGAGAUCAAGAAACUCCGGUUUUGCAAACGUUUAGCCAGAUGUCUGAGAGUGAGCAUCCAAAGAAGUCCCUGAUGGCCACCGUAAGGACAUCAGAUACGAACUAUUUCAAUAUCAGUUUGGAGAUGGUUCCCAGGUACACAAAGGAGGCUUGGCCCUGAUAAUAUUUAGAAUGUGUCUGACAUGUUUAGAAGAUGUGGAAAUAUCCAUCCAUUCAACCAGUAAAAGUGAGAGGCUACAUGUGCAAUAUGAAUCUGGAA
Gambusia affinis (western mosquitofish) is the source of this 1443-nucleotide messenger RNA. It is a transcript of the gene opn7a, whose product is annotated as opsin 7, group member a. Bases 1 to 1344 code for a protein of 447 amino acids. Gene Ontology annotation, molecular function: G protein-coupled receptor activity. Gene Ontology annotation, biological process: G protein-coupled receptor signaling pathway; visual perception. The record is from RefSeq and is a predicted model, not a curated record. The transcript is spliced from 5 exons. Gene Ontology annotation, cellular component: membrane. Lineage: Eukaryota; Metazoa; Chordata; Actinopteri; Cyprinodontiformes; Poeciliidae.